CUAAGAGUGACGUCAUGUUGGUGGGCCAUGUGGCUGUGCAGUGAGCUGCAGUGUUGUUGUGGUUAGCUGUAGCUGGUUUUAGAUUAAUAACUGCAGUCUGGUUUCUGUUCUUUACUAGUUUGGUUUAGUAGCUCAGCUUCAUACAGAAUCGUCAUGUCCUCGAGUUGUCGCAGGCCAGAGCACAAGGCUCCUCCGGAGGUGUUCUACAAUGAGGAAGAGGCGAAGAAGUACUCUCAGAACUCCCGAAUCAUUGAGAUCCAGACUCAGAUGUCAGAGAGAGCAGUGGAGUUGCUGAACUUACCAGAAGACAAGCCAUGUUAUUUGCUGGAUGUAGGCUGUGGCUCUGGACUUAGUGGAGAUUAUUUAUCAGAAGAGGGUCAUUACUGGGUUGGUUUGGACAUCAGCACUGCCAUGUUGGAUGUUGCUAUGGACAGGGAGGUGGAAGGAGAUCUCGUUUUGGGAGACAUGGGACAAGGUGUGCCUUUUAGGUCUGGAACGUUUGAUGGCUGCAUCAGUAUCUCUGCACUACAGUGGUUGUGCAAUGCAGACAAAAAGAGCCACAUACCCCCCAAGAGGCUCUACACCUUCUUUAGCUCACUCUAUUCUUCCCUGCAAAGAGGAGCCCGUGCCGUUUUCCAGAUCUACCCUGAGGAUUCAAAACAGCUGGAGCUGAUCACAUCCCAGGCCAUGAAGGCAGGCUUCACAGGGGGUAUGGUGGUAGACUACCCCAACAGCACCAAAGCCAAAAAAUUCUUUCUGUGCCUGUUUGCUGGCGAGUCUGGUGUGUUGCCAAAGGGUUUGGGGUCCGAGACUUCUAGCAGAAAUGUUCCUAAUCAGGUUCAGUUCACAGGACAGAGGUCUCGCUUCAAAAACAUGAAAGGCAAGUCUGUAAAGAAGAGCAAAGACUGGAUCAUGGAGAAGAAGGAGAGAAGGCGAAGACAGGGAAAGGACGUAAGGGCAGACACAAAAUACACAGGCCGCCACAGGAAACCUCGGUUCUGAAGCUCACAACUUUUGGCCUGCUGCUGGAUUACCUAUUGGCCUGUUCUGUGGACUUUAACUGUGGACUUACCUAAUUGGCCUUAUUCGUCAAGUGAUUUCUCACUACUUCAUGUAACGUGGAAAAGUAAAUGAUGGACACUGCUGACUUCUCAAGCUAAUGAGAUGUCUACCUUUUAAAGAAGCAUCACAACUUCUAACGCCAGUCUAAAUGGUGAAAUUUGAACGAAACUGUAUCUUUAAAUAAACUGUUUUUGACAGUUUAA
Astyanax mexicanus (Mexican tetra) is the source of this 1265-nucleotide messenger RNA. RefSeq names its product BUD23 rRNA methyltransferase and ribosome maturation factor (gene bud23). The transcript has 12 exons. Lineage: Eukaryota; Metazoa; Chordata; Actinopteri; Characiformes; Acestrorhamphidae. Bases 154 to 1002 code for a protein of 282 amino acids. Gene Ontology annotation, biological process: rRNA (guanine-N7)-methylation. Gene Ontology annotation, molecular function: rRNA (guanine) methyltransferase activity. The record is from RefSeq and is a predicted model, not a curated record. Gene Ontology annotation, cellular component: nucleolus.